Messenger RNA from Nicotiana tabacum (common tobacco), 1134 nucleotides. RefSeq lists its product as uncharacterized. The record is from RefSeq and is a predicted model, not a curated record. Lineage: Eukaryota; Viridiplantae; Streptophyta; Magnoliopsida; Solanales; Solanaceae.
AUGCAAAUGAGAGAUUUGUCAAGAGAGCAUAAUCCAAAGCCGAAGGGCGCACUCCCAAGUGGCAUAAUUGAAAACCCUAAAGGAAAUGGGAGUGGUCCAACUUCUCAUUGCAUGGCAAUCACCACGCGAAGCGGAAAGGUACUUCAAGGAGAAAAUGAACAAAUUGUGGGAGUAGAUGAUCUUGAGCAAGAGGUUGAAGCACAAGUUGAAGUGCCGAUUGUUAUUGAAGUUGAAAAGCUCCCAAAAGGAGUAAAAGUCCAAGAAGAAAAUCAUGAAAAGGUAAAGGAAAAGGCGAAAGAGGCACCAAAAUAUCUAGCACAAAUUCCUAGACCUUCCCCUCUGUUCCCUCAAAGACUUGCUAGGAGGGUUGAUGAUAGCAAAUUCGAGAAAAUUUAUGACAUUCUCAAGCAAUUAUCGGUGAACAUACCAUUUGUGGAAGUCUUUCAAGAGAUGUCGGGUUUUGCUAAAUACUUAAAGGACUUGAUAACCAAGAAAAGAACCACCAAGAAUGAAGUGGUGAAUGUGACUCACCGGGUUAGCUUCAUUAUUGCAACAACCAUCGUUGAAAAGAAAGAAGACCCGGGAGCAUUCACCAUUCCAUGCACUAUUGGCUUGCGAGAUUUUGCAAGGGCUCUUUGUGACAAUGUGGCUAGCAUUAACUUGAUGCCUCUUGCCAUUUACAAGCAAGCGGGGUUAAGCAUUCCGAGACCUACAAGCAUGAGGUUGCAAAUGGCCGAUCGUUCAAUCAAAAUACCAGUGGGAAUUAUUGAUGAUGUCCUAGUGAAAGUGGGAAAGUUCCUCCUUUCGGCCGAUUUUGUGAUCCUUGACUGUGCCGUUGACAAAGAAAUCCCUAUCAUCUUGGGGAGGCCAUUCCUUGCUACCGGAAGAGCACUUAUGGAUUCGGAACGAAAUGAAAUCAAGUUCCGAGUUAAUGAUGAAGAGGUCACCUUCCAAGCAAGUAAAGUUAUGAAGUUUCCACAUGCAUAUGAAGGCAUCUCAGUCAAUGAUGUUGUUGAUGAGGUAGAGGACGCAAGUGAAAUGAAGAUGGAAGAAGAAUGCCUAGGUGAGGCUUUGGCGGCGAUAUUGGUAAAUUUUGAUGGUGAAAACAUGGGGGGGGGUGCAUGGAAUCGAUGA